Molecule: messenger RNA, 1856 nt
Organism: Musca domestica (house fly)
Lineage: Eukaryota; Metazoa; Arthropoda; Insecta; Diptera; Muscidae
Exons: 10
Coding region: 202-1782 (526 amino acids)
Biological process (GO): transmembrane transport
Cellular component (GO): membrane
Molecular function (GO): transmembrane transporter activity
Source: RefSeq, a predicted model, not a curated record
AUAUAUAACGCGGCGAUUUGCUGAACAGUUAGUCGCAGAAAUUUUAAUGAAGCAGUUUAAAUUUUGGUGAAAAGUGAACGUUUUCAACCAAAGUGAUUUUUGGGAAAUAUGUGCGGAUAAAAACAAGAGAAAAUAGAUAAAACAUAAUUUAGGUCAAAUUUUAUCAUUUUAAUCUUCGAAAUCAUCUACUACAGCUGCAAAAUGUCGGAAGGUCCAGCAGACUUCGAAACCGCCAUUAAAGCUUGCAGAUUUGGCCGUUUUAAUAUUAUCUUGUUGGUUGUGGCCUUGCCUGCCGUUAUUGCACCUACACUCGAGACGGCGGUGGUUUCAUACAUCCUGCCCAGUGCUGAGUGUGACCUACAUUUGGAUUUAUUAGAUAAGGGGAUUUUAAAUGCCGUUACAUAUUGUGGUAUGAUCUUGUCCGCCAUUGGCUGGGGUUAUUUGGCCGACAAUAGAGGUCGUCGGAACUUGCUAAUAAUCGGCUAUUUACUGGAUGUUAUUUGCGUUGCAUGCUGUGCAAUGAGUCAGAGUCGGGUCCAAUUGAUGAUUGCAAAGUUUUUCGGUGGAUUUAUAAUGAGUGGUCCAUUUGCAAUACUAGUAGCUUAUUUGUCGGAAUUCCAUGACAGCAAUUUUCGUUCGCGUAUUAUGAUGAUGAUUGGCGUCAUGUUUACAUUCGCUGCCAUUAUCCUGCCGGUGUUGGCCAUUCUGAUCUUACCACAAAAUUGGAAUUUCAAUCUAUUGAAUAUGAACUUUGUUGCAUGGAAAAUAUAUUUGGCUAUUUGUGGAAUACCAAGCCUCUUGUGUGGCACAUGCUUUUGUUUUCUGCCCGAGAGUCCACGUUUUCUCAUAUCCCAAGGUAGAAAUGCUGAGGCCUUGGAGGUGUUGAAGAAAAUAUAUGCCAUUAAUACAGGAAACCCUCGAGAUACAUAUCCUAUUAAAGAGUUGAUACAAGAAAUCAAACAAAAGGAGGUUGCUGAGAAGAAACUAAGCAUUGCAACCAUUGAAACAAAUAGAAAGAAUGACGAGGGAAAGUUGGAGAAUAAUGGAGAUGAAGUGAAAGAUGGGACUCUACUGGAUAAGCAGCCAAACAUAUUUAAAGCCUUGUGUUCGAAACAAUAUUUGGGUCUAUGUUUUCAAGUUUGUUUCAUAGAAUUCCUCAUAAUGUUGGGACAAAACACCUUGCGUCUAUGGUUACCCCAAUUAUUUGCUUCCCUCCACGAAUAUGAACAAAUUUCCAAUGAAAGUACCAGCAUGUGCACUGUCUUAGAGUAUAGUGUCAAUAGAACGGAACUGCUCAAAAAUACUCCUAGGGAUGAGUGUGUUGUGGUUAUUACACCCUCAUCGUAUACAAAUAACAUAAUUGUGGCCUGUGUUGGCAUUGUAACAUAUUUAUUAGCUGGGACACUUAUCAAUGCCCUGGGCAAUAAGAGGAUACAAGUUAUUGGCCUAAUAAUUGCGGGCACCAGUGGCAUAGCUCUCUACUGGUCAACAUCGUCGCUAACAACAAUAAUUCUAACAUCUCUGUAUUCAGCAUUGGCCAGUAUGGCUUCAACAUCGUGUAUUGGGUCAUCUGUGAUUCUAUUUCCGACUUCUUUAAGAACAAUGAUUGUAUCUCUGACGAUGAUGAUUGGCCGAGUCGGUUCCAUAUUGGGUAAUGUCAUGUUGCCGAUUUUUAUGUCUAUCGGUUGUGUACCCCCUCUUGUCAUGUUUACCAUGGUCAUGUAUCUUGGCUGUAUCCUGGCCGCAUUGUUGCCAAGUUCAAAUAAAGUGGAACUUAAGUAAAUGUGUAUUUUCCAUCGUCUCAAUAAUUAAGUCUUCUUAAAAAAUCAAUGUGUAAAUAUUUUAGACAUUAAAAC